This is a messenger RNA of Heterobilharzia americana, 432 nucleotides long. The record is from the annotation of a GenBank genome assembly. NCBI's taxonomy places the organism in Eukaryota, Metazoa, Platyhelminthes, Trematoda, Strigeidida, Schistosomatidae.
AUGGUUGAAAGUUCAGCCACUACUACUACUACUACUACUACUACUACUACUACUACUACUACUACUACUACUACUACUACUACUACUACUACUACUACUACUACUACUACUACUACUACUACUACUACUACUACUACUACUACUACUACUACUACUACUACUACUACUACUACUACUACUACUACUACUACUACUACUACUACUACUACUACUACUACUACUACUACUACUACUACUACUACUACUACUACUACUACUACUACUACUACUACUACUACUACUACUACUACUACUACUACUACUACUACUACUACUACUACUACUACUACUACUACUACUACUACUACUACUACUACUACUACUACUACUACUACUACUACUACUACUACUACUACUACUACUACUACUACUACUACUACUACUACUUCGUAG